GGCGCAAGACGUGGGGGCGGGGGGGCGAGAGGCAGGUUGGUACCUGCGCGCGGCCCUGUCGGUGCCAUCGCUGCCGCAGGCGGACCGCUGGCGCCGGAGCCGGGCAGGGGUGAGGCGGGAGAACGGGGUGUGCGCCCGAGCCGCCCAGGCCUGAGGGAGCCGGUGCCCGUGAGCUCCAGGCGGGCAGCAGCCGGGGGGCCCCGGCUUUGCAGUACUAGCGGGCAGUGUCCGGAUCCUGCUCCUGGCGUCCCCGCAGCGCCAGGCAGGCAAGCCGGGGAGCCUGCCCUUGUGGGGCGCGCCUCGUUAGCCGAGCGUGCCCUGCUCCGGGCGUCAGACCAGCCCCUGCAGCAGGCAGAGGAGGGGGUGAGCCGGAGCCCCGCUGCUCGUGGGUUUGCAUUGUGCGCUGUUUUCCGCUGCCUCUGUCCUAGCCACCGGGCUGGCUGGCUGGCUGUGCGUUAGUAGAACAAAACACGAGUCGAUUUGCUGCCCUGCAUCAAAGCUGGCUGCAGCCAUCCCUGUGUGAGACCCCUGAAGCAGGGGCCGCCGGAGGAACCUGACCUUGCCUUGCAAUAGCAGAGCAUUGUGUCAUCGGGCCGCGUACAUCCCGCUGUAGCAUCCGAAUAACCCUGCCCUUGGUUUGUUGCACUAACAGAGAGUCCAUUGGUCUUUGCUGUCUCACGUCAGAUCUGUCCCUGUGGGAGCUAGCUGAAGCAGCAGCAAGAGGAGGUGGCGGCUAACCAGCCCUGUCCUUGCUGGAUUACUUUGUAGCACCAACAUGCGCUGAUCUCUACCUUGCAUCAGAGACAUCCCAGCCGUCUGUGAGUGAGUGAGCCCACUUGAAGCAGCAGCAGGAGCAAGAGGCUGCAACUAGCCCUGCCCUCACUGGGCUUGCAUUAGCACAGCAUGCAUUGAUUUGCUGCCUUGUCUUAGACCCAUCCCAGCCAUCGGGGUGCGUGGUGCAUGGUGUGGGAGAUACACUGUCUCUAUAAUAAAUGAUAGAGGAUACAAUGACUUUGCUGUCUCUGCUGGGCCGGAUCAUGCGUUACUUCUUGCUAAGACCAGAGACCCUGUUCCUGCUGUGCAUCAGCCUGGCCCUCUGGAGUUAUUUCUUCCACACUGAUGAGGUGAAAACCAUUGUCAAGUCCAGCAGGGAUGCUGUGAAGAUGGUGAAGGGCAAGGUGGCUGAGAUCAUGCAGAAUGACAGGUUUGGGGGGCUGGAUGUGCUGGAUGCAGAGUUCUCCAAGACCUGGGAGUUCAAGAGCCACAAUGUGGCUGCCUACUCCAUCCAAGGGCGGAGGGACCACAUGGAGGACAGGUUCGAAGUGAUCACGGACCUUGUCAACAGGACCCAUCCCUCUAUCUUCGGGAUAUUUGAUGGGCAUGGAGGAGAGUCAGCAGCAGACUAUGUGAAGUCCCGCCUGCCUGAAGUCCUGAAACAACAUCUUCAAGACUAUGAGAAAGACAAAGAAAACAGUGUGUUGUCUUACCAAACCAUCCUGGAACAGCAAAUUCUGUCAAUUGACCGAGAAAUGCUGGAAAAAUUGACUGUAUCCUAUGAUGAAGCAGGUACUACCUGUUUGAUUGCAUUGCUGUCAGAUAAAGAACUUACAGUGGCCAAUGUUGGUGAUUCACGGGGAGUCCUGUGUGAUAAGGAUGGAAAUGCUAUCCCUUUGUCUCAUGAUCACAAACCCUAUCAACUGAAGGAGAGAAAGAGGAUUAAAAGAGCUGGUGGCUUCAUCAGCUUUAAUGGCUCCUGGCGUGUUCAGGGGAUUCUGGCCAUGUCCCGCUCACUAGGAGAUUAUCCACUGAAAAAUCUGAAUGUUGUUAUCCCUGACCCAGAUAUUCUGACCUUUGAUCUGGACAAACUACAGCCGGAGUUCAUGAUCUUAGCAUCUGAUGGCCUGUGGGAUGCUUUCAGCAAUGAAGAGGCUGUUCGAUUCAUCAAGGAACGCCUGGAUGAACCACAUUUUGGUGCAAAGAGUAUAGUUCUGCAGUCAUUUUACAGAGGAUGUCCUGAUAACAUAACAGUUAUGGUGGUGAAGUUCAGGAAUAGCAGCAAAACAGAAGAACAGUGAAUUUAUAACAGCUCUCUCCCUCUUCUCUAGUGAACUUAAAACAAACUCUUGUAUUUUAAUGUGGUAGAAAGUUCUAGUAAUUAUCAUUAGGAUUGUAUGUAAAAGAAAUGGGAAAGAUCCCUCUGAUCUGUUCUUUGCUGAACAAAAAGAACAACACGGCAAGUAUGUUUUGGAUAGUUAUAAUAAUUAAGUUCCCCACAUUGUCCUGCCUCACGUGACCUGCCCUCCUUUGAAAUGGAAGGGUCAGGUCAUAUUCUAGUUAAUUUCUAAGGUUUAAAAUUCCUCCUAAGGCUUUUUCAAAUACUGAUGAUUUCUUAAUUUUCCUUUCUAAUAGCUGAAGCUGCAUUCAGUUUGGAACUGAAGGGGCAAGGCAGUCAUAAGCGAGCGAUAGGAAUGACACUGCUUUUCACUCAUAUAUGUAACUAAUCUCACAACUGCACUCUUCAAUGCUUCGCAUCCUUGUUUAUCUAAUCUGCAGUGAUAGAUUGAAAAAGAUUUGUAAUUAUUGGUCUGUGCUUUACAUGAAGAAAAAAGAGAAGCUAAAUGCUAGCUUCUGCCAGUCCACAAUUGGCCACCCUCUUCAUAAUUUUAUAAUGAAAUAUGCCCUUUCUACUAUAUGAUUAAGUAAAUAAUUGAGUUCCGUGUACCCAUGUGAUUAUCCAGUCUGUGUAUGAUUUUCAUUACACUUUCCCUAUGCCAUACUGUAUUCAAAUCAACUGAUAAACUCCCUCACCAAAUUCUGAGGUUUGAUGCCUUCAGUCACCAAGAAACUAGUUCUGUCAUUGUUGAAGAAUGCUUAGCAUUGAUUCAGUUCACACUUGCUUCUGCUUUUUAGGAAAGAAUUUUCAUAGACAAGUAGAGAAAAAAAUACAAGAUGCUUUCAAGCAAGGCAGAGCUUUUUAUGAUGUUCUGGGGAGUUUUGGUAACACUGAAACUUAAUUCAAAAUAUUUGUCAAGGAAAAAAACCCUAAAACAACGCUUAUGGCACUUAGUGUUCAAUGCUGUAUACCACCAUUGCCAUGUAAAUUAUUGGGAAUAUGCUUUAGUGCUGAAACAGUCUCAUAACUGUAACCAAGAAACUUUUAAGUUCUGAUUUUCAACAAUAAUUGUAUUUGGAAUCGGUGAAUAAUGUAAAUUUUAUUAUAGACAGCAACCUUCCAAAUCUGGUAUAGAUCUGGAAAUCGCUGGUUACUUUAUCAUAUAGUGAUCUGGAAACAGAACAGUAACAGAGAAUAGAUAGUGUCUUAGCAGAAACCUUGGAUUCUUUUUGUGAAUAAUAGGUCAGACAUACUAAUGAAAACCGGAAAAUCUAAAACAGAAAGGUGUGGGCACAGGCUUCUUACCUCAUUUUGAGACCUUCAUGGAAUUGAUUCUUUAAGUGAAAGAUUUAAUUAAACGAUCCAACUGCUGUACUAAGGGAAAAAAUCAAGUUUAGUGGAUUUUUAAUUGUAGCUUUGCAAUCAAACUGAAGUCGUAAGAGGAAAUAUUAAUGAUCUCACUUCAGUUAAAUUGCACUGAUCUCAUUUCUAAAGCUCUUCCAGGUUAGAGUGCUCUGAAAUGAUGUGAAUGUUGUGCAGAGGUUUCAUGAUGGUCCUUUUAAGUGUGAAACCCUGUACAAUGCUAGAGCAGGAGUUCUCAAAGUGGGCUCCAAGGAGCAUUUGCUGGUCACAUGGUGAAGCCUUUGCCUUCCCCUUUCCAGCUGCUUCGAGAGGCAGACAGGCCCGUCCUUGCAGGAAAGAACUCAAAGGGUUGUGGAAACAGCUUCUUAGGGAAAAAGAGAGAGGCUGAGAGGUUUACUCCACUAAGGUACUGCUACAAAUGUAGAGGAGGAACCUGUAGAAAUGAGCAGGGAAUACAGCCCUGGAGCUAUCUCAAUCGAGUACUUCAGCAGAAAGCUGAAUUACUUCAGCCUGUAGCUACAAUCUUGCUGUAAUGAAUCUAUCAGUUAAGUCUUCCAUACAUACACAGGUGGGGAGCUGGAACUAGAAUGAUGAUCCUUCAGCUACCAGAAAACCCCACUCUGUAUGCCUCUACCACAUGAGCUAAAGGAAAUUUCUCAAAGCAGGUACUAAGAUUAGGCCUUGUACCCUCCCUGUAGCUCAGCCAAUAGAUCACAGAAGGGAGCUCCAGAGCUCUACAGGAGUGCUGGUAGAGUCACUUCACCUCCUAUGGAGCAGCUUGACCUGUAUCAGGAGCCCAGGAAAAAGGAUUUGACUGUGUCGUUAACUGUAGAUUUACAAAUUCAGGUACCAUAGUUGACACAGGUAAGAUGUCAAGGUGGUGAUUGGGAAAGCAGGUAGGUGAUCCAUGAGAUACUGUUGCCUUAGCAGUGAGCCACAGUCUAGAGCCUUGCACAGGACUAUUCUUUAAUCCUGCUCCCACUAUUAUGGCAGCAGGAUCUAUGUGAUCUCAGUCCUGCUGCAAGGCUGGGCUCUACCACAGUGUAGAAGCAUUUGAGAAACUCAGUACAGGAGCACAGACUAGCUUUGUGGGUGGCACUGACCUAUGUAUUUAUUCCAGGAUUAAGACUCAGAACUUACUCUUGCCUGAUAUCUAAACAAAGCUAUUUCAGCCUCUGUUCAAUGUUCGCAUUUGUGAAAGCAUUAGUUAUUUUUCUACCUUUUCUUGAAUUUUCCUUUUAUUUUUUUCCUUGAUGGUUAACUCCUUUGCUAUGCCUGGUGUAUGAAACCUGUAGCUUUAGUAGUCUGCCAUAGCACUGUCAAUAACUGCAAUAACUCCCUUCCUUUGCCAAAGAAAUUCACUUCCACCAUCUGUGUUUGAUGUGACUGGUGGAUUUUACUCUUAAUUUAAAAAAAAAACAAGGGUGGGGGGAGACUCACUUUAGGGUUAAAGAAAGUGGUAUACGAAGAGGGAAGGGACUGUGCAAAUUUGCCCUCACACACUGUCAAUGCAUCUACCUUAAAAACCUACUUUCCUAGGGCUUUCCCUGUAAACCCUGCCAGUCAUGUUGAAGUCUCUUAACGAUUUUGUGAGGUGGACAGCUACCCACAAAGGACAAGACUAAGAAGAUCUACAUCUCCCUUAUAAAAGUCUUUAACGUUCAGGUGGUUGGGACGCUCACCUGGGAUGUGGGAAACCAAGGCUCGAGGCCCUGGCUCCACAUCAGAGUGGGGAUUUGAAAACAGGCCUCCUGUAUCUCAGCAUGCCCAAACCACUGACGUACUGUGUAUUCUUGUGAGGGAUGGGCACACGUUGCUUUUCCCCUCCUCCCCCCACCCCAAAAAUGUCCUGAUCUGUUUGCCCCCAGCUGUCUUGAAGGGGGUUAGGUGUGCUCGGAGCAUACCUAUCGAAACAGGCCCCACAGGCAAGAGAGGCAGGGAAUGCCUCGCUUGCAGCGAGCAGCUUGGUGGUAUCAUUACCUUAGGUGCUUUUGCACAGGCCCCGCAGCAGAAACUUAGGCACCUAGGGAGCUUAGGUGGGUACCGGGUUAGGGAGCAUCUGAGCUGGGGUUUUGAGGAUUUCAGUGGCACCUAAGUGUUGGACUUAAGCAUCUAAAGGGGCAGUUAGGCACCUAAGUCCCUUUGUGGAUCUAGCCUAAAGUGGCUGUAUCCAUGUCCAAAUACCUGGUCCCUUGAGUCUGUGUGUCCAGAUGUGAAAGGCCACUAUACUAAACUGGUGCCUAUGUCCAACAUAUGUAUUGUUCAUUAUUAAAUAUUGUAAACUUGUAGUUAUACCUCACUUUUUUUUUUUAAAUGUUGCUCUUAUUGGCAAUGGUAUUCUAAACUGGUGGUUUUCCAGAGCCAAAUUAACUGAGUACACUUUUAUACAUAUUCUUAUAGCAGACCCUUGCAGUUUUACUGUGUUGUGUUAUACAAGUGCUGUACUGUGAACUCUUUGCAAGGACUGUGCUUUACUAAUUAAAGAGCUAUAAUCUAUCCUCAUAUUCUGGCUGUCAGCGAAGUCCAGUUGUACAUAAUACACUGCCUUUCUGUGUGAUCAUCUCUCCCUCUAGUGUCUUGCCCAAGGAAGUAUAGUAGCCUACUGACUGAAAGUUAAUAGAGUAGAACCUCAGUUACGAACACCAGAGUUACGAACUGACUGGUCAACCACACACCUCAUUUGGAAUCACAGUCAGGCAGCAGCAGCAGACGCCCCCCCCCCCGCCCCCCCAAAAGGCAAACACAGUAAAGUACUGUGUUAAACAUAAACUACUGGAAAAAAAAAAGGAACAUUAAAAAAAAAAGAUUUGACAAGGUCUGGAAACUUUCUGUGCUUGUUUCAUUUAAAUUAGGAUGGUUAAAAGCAGCAUUUUUCUUCUGCAUAGUAAAGUUUCAAAGCUGUAUUAAGUCAAUGUUCAGUUGUAAACUUUUGAAAGAACUGUAACGUUUUCUUCAGCGUUACAACCGACCUCCAUUCCUCAGGUGGUCAUAACUCUGAGGUGCUACUGUAGUAGCUCCUUUAGCACAAGCAAAAGAUGCAUGUUCUUUAAGGAUGAAAUUUACCCCAGUGCAGAGGUCCUGUGUAAGGUAUACGCGUGCCCACUGCACAGGAGUGAACUUUAUACUAGUGCUGAAGGUCCCAGAUUCAGUCUCCAUUGAUGAUUGUGGUGUCUGAACAUACGCACCCAUGGUUUAUUACAUAUACAGAUCCAAGAGUAGAAUUUAGCCACCAAAAAGUUUGAGGACCUGUUUGGUAUUUAGAGCCAUGUCAUCAACUUGCCCUGCAUUCCUUGCCAAGAUCUCUCCAAACAUGGUUGUCUUACCUUAUCAUAUCAGUGAAUGCAUUUGAAGCAACUUAACUGUUUGUUGCAGGCAUCCAAAAGUUUGGUGACAGUACAGCUUGUUCAGGCCGCUGUGGCCAAACAUGCAGGUUCUGAAAUUCACAGAUCAUCUCCAGGUUGGCAGCAUCAGCUGUUUUAUUUUUUGUCUUUUUUUUCCUGUAACAUUUAGUAUUAAGCACAGGAAUGGAAGUGUCUGGUCAGUGAAAUGGUCCAGAAGAUGAUUUUUAAAAAUAAAGGGCUUGUGUAGUGAUCUUACUCCCAUUGAAGUCAGUGGAAGAUUUGUCAUUGAUCUAAGUGAAAGGAUCAAUAGUAAAAACAGUAUUAGAUUGUUUGUGCAGUGACAUUUGUUUUAUGGUAACCUACGUGUGGUGGGUAAAGCGUUUAGUGUUCACUCUGUAUAACAGCUAUCUGAUGGUGCUUUUACUUUAUUAAAGUCAGAAGAAAUUCUUUGCUUUAGAGCAGUUAGGCCAGAUUGAAGUAACAAUAUAUUUGCUAAAUAAAUUCUAACUCUGUAUUUUGAAAAUAUAAACAAAUUUUCAAGAAACCAGCUACCUUUUAACAGACAAGAUGUCACUGUACUAAACAGUAGGAAGAUACUGGUGAUACAUGAGUGUUUAUUUCACAUGGAUAGGGGGAAAAAAUCAGCAUUUUUU
Messenger RNA from Chelonia mydas (Green sea turtle), 7469 nucleotides. RefSeq names its product protein phosphatase, Mg2+/Mn2+ dependent 1L (gene PPM1L). NCBI's taxonomy places the organism in Eukaryota, Metazoa, Chordata, Testudines, Cheloniidae. Gene Ontology annotation, biological process: positive regulation of canonical Wnt signaling pathway; protein dephosphorylation; positive regulation of canonical NF-kappaB signal transduction. Gene Ontology annotation, molecular function: cation binding; protein serine/threonine phosphatase activity. Gene Ontology annotation, cellular component: nucleus; cytosol. The coding region runs from base 993 to 2075 and encodes 360 amino acids. The record is from RefSeq and is a predicted model, not a curated record. The transcript has 4 exons.